Messenger RNA from Erigeron canadensis, 1545 nucleotides. RefSeq names its product flavonoid 3'-monooxygenase-like. Gene Ontology annotation, molecular function: heme binding; oxidoreductase activity, acting on paired donors, with incorporation or reduction of molecular oxygen; monooxygenase activity. The transcript is spliced from 3 exons. The coding region runs from base 1 to 1545 and encodes 514 amino acids. Lineage: Eukaryota; Viridiplantae; Streptophyta; Magnoliopsida; Asterales; Asteraceae. The record is from RefSeq and is a predicted model, not a curated record.
AUGACGAUUUUAAGCUUUAUUAUCUACACAUGUAUUAUUGCUUUAGUGCUCUAUGUAUUGGUUAACCUUUUGGCCCAUAACCCAAACCGGCUUCCGCCAGGUCCAACCCCAUGGCCCAUCGUUGGAAACCUACCACACCUUAAAGGUACAAUUCCACAUCACACACUGGCGGCACUGGCAACAAAGUAUGGCCCAUUGGUGCAUCUCCGACUUGGUUUCGUUGACGUGGUGGUGGCCUCUUCUCCGUCCGUUGCUGCACAGUUCUUAAAGGUUCAUGACUCCAAAUUCGCCAACAGGCCACCAACAGCUGGAGCUAAACACAUCGCCUAUAAUUAUCAGGAUAUGGUUUUUGCACCAUAUGGACCUCAGUGGAUUAUGUUUCGAAAGAUUUGUAACGAUCACCUGUUUUCUUACAAAGCUCUCGAUGAUUUCCGCCAUGUUCGGCAGGAGGAAGUCGCAAUACUAGCACGCGGUUUGGCUGGUGCGGGUCCAUCAAAAGUUGAAUUAGGCCAACCACUUAACAUGUGCAACGCCAACACAUUAGCACGAAUGAUGCUACACAAGAGAGUAUUUGGCGAUGAAAGUGGAGGCGAUGACCCAAAGGCAAAUGAGCUCAGAGAAAUGGUGUCUGAGGUGAUGUUUUUGGCUGGACACUUCACCAUUGGUGACUACAUCCCACUUCUUGACUGGCUUGACCUGCAAGGCAUUGUGAAAAAGAUGAAAAAACUUCACGCUAGAUUCGAUAAGUUUCUUGACAUAAUCUUGGAUGAACAUAAAGUUAUAGCGUCGUCAGGCCGUUACACAGACAUGUUGAGCACAUUGAUUUCACUCAAGGAUGAUACCAGUGUGGAUCACCAAAGGAAACCUUCCUACAUCGAAAUCAAGGCUCUGCUUCUGAAUUUAUUCAUAGCGGGAACUGACACAACAUCUAAUACCGUGGAAUGGGCAAUAGCAGAACUCAUUCGCCAACCCGAUCUACUGAAACGAGCCCAAGAAGAAAUGGACAGUGUAGUUGGUCAAGACCGGCUAGUUACCGAAAUGGACCUGAGACAACUGACAUUUCUCCAAGCUGUUGUGAAGGAAGCCUAUAGGCUCCACCCAUCGACGCCACUUUCUGUGCCAAGGAUGGCAUCAGAGAGUUGUGAGGUAGAUGGGUAUUACAUACCUAGGGGAUCUACACUCCUUGUUAACAUAUGGGCUAUUGGCCGACACCCAGGAGUGUGGACCGACCCACAUGAAUUUCGGCCCACUCGGUUCUUACCUGGCGGUGAAAAGCCCGGUACUGUCGUCAAGGCAAAUGAUUUUGAAGUCUUGCCAUUUGGGGCUGGACGAAGGAUUUGUGCUGGCAUGAGCCUAGCAUUGAGAAUGGUUCCAUUGCUCAUUGGAACCUUGGUUCAAGCCUUUGAUUGGGAGUUGGCUGAUGGUAUAAAGCCAAAUAAGCUUAGCAUGGAUGAAGCCUUUGGUCUAAGUGUUCAAAGGGCUGAACCAUUGAUGGUGCACCCAAGGCCGAGGUUACCUCCCCAUGUAUACAAAAAUAACGGUUAA